Molecule: messenger RNA, 1128 nt
Organism: Pygocentrus nattereri (red-bellied piranha)
Lineage: Eukaryota; Metazoa; Chordata; Actinopteri; Characiformes; Serrasalmidae
Product: pentraxin fusion protein-like
Exons: 4
Coding region: 243-935 (230 amino acids)
Source: RefSeq, a predicted model, not a curated record
UCUUUGUGAAGUAUUGCUUUCCUGAAAGCUGAUGAGUGGUUUUCCUGUAUAGCUGUCUUGGGUUUCUGGAUUGUCCACCCUGCCUUUUGGAUUUUGCCUGCCUUCUGGAGCUGUAGCCCUCAGCUUUAGACUGGAAAAUAGACCCAACUAAGAGAAGCUUCUGGAGUGUCUGACUGGCAUACCCACCAGCUGUGUGAAUUGUGUUGAAGGCUAACAGGUUCUGCUGAAAUACUUGCAGUAAAAUGAAGUCUGUGCUCGUUCUGCUGGGUGUCCUCCUGACUCUGACCGCUGUUUGUGAAGGUGGUGUGAAUGGCAAGGGGCUGUUUUUCCCAAACCCAUCGGCUAAUUCCUUCGUCCAGCUCUUCCCCCUGAAGCCCCUGAAUUUGGAGGCCUUUACUCUGUGUAUGCGUCUGUCUGUGGAUCCGAAUGUAGUAGACAGUGAGGAACGUGAGACCAUCCUCUUCGCUUAUCGCACCAAAGACCACGAUGAGCUUAACGUGUGGCAGGAGAAGGGCAACAUCUCCUUAUACCUGAGAAGCAGCUCAGAGGGUGCUUUCUAUGCCGUCCCACUUCUCUCCAUCUUCCGCACAGACCUGUGCGUCACCUGGGAAUCCAGCACAGGUCUGACUGCGUUCUGGGUGGACGGCCGCCGCAGCACUCUGCAGGUGUACAGGCAAAACCACACGGUCCAGUCUGGUGGUGCUGUUAUCCUGGGUCAGGAUCCGGACUCGUUCGUUGGUAAAUUUGAUGAAGACCAGAGUUUUGUGGGUGAGAUUUCAGACGUGAACAUGUGGGAUCAUGUGCUGAUGGGCGAUCAGAUUAGGAACUUCAGUGAUGAGCUGUGGUUGGGACCAGAACCAAAUGUGCUUAACUGGGACACUAUGCAGGAUGAAGUAAAUGGGAAUGUCCUUGUAGUGCCAAAGAAGUACAACUGAUAUGCAGGACUCUGCUGUAUGGUCCUGUAAACAAAUGACAUGUGAUGUUUUCUGCAACAGACCUGUAAACAAGGAAGUAUCGGUACAUAUAAAGUCACUUGUGUAUAUUUCUUAGCAUUUCAGUGGCAUGUACUGCAAUAUUGGAAUGACAAUAAAAACAUGGCAUGGGCAAACGUGUCCUAAAAUAGCAGUA